CUAUUGCCUCCUUUGGGCCCUUUUCUCCAGGUGCUGAAUUGCAGCCUGAUAGUUGACGUGCUGGAGAAGUAUUAUUUGUCCCCUUUCUAUGCCAUUGAGUUCUGCAUCGGUUUUCCCGGCAACCUCUUGGUCGUGCUCGGCUAUUUGUUCUGCCUGCCCGUCUGGCAGAGCUUCAACAUCUACCUCUUCAACCUGGCGGUGUCCGACCUCCUCUUCCUCUGCACGCUGCCACGCCUCUCCUACCUCUAUGCAAACGACCAAGCGACAACCAGUCCGGUCGCCUGCGUCAUCAACCGCUACGUCCUGCACGUCAACCUCUACUCCUCCAUCCUCUUCAUGGUCUGGCUCAGCAUGGACCGCUUCCUGCUCAUCAAGCAUCCGACGCGGGACCACUACCUGCUGAGGCCCCGGACGGCCCUGCUGGUGACGGGGCUGAGCUGGCUGGCCGUCAAUGUGCAGGUGGCUCCGAUGAUAGCGCUGAUGGUUCAGGACCUGCGGAGUAAAAACUUGAGUCACUGCAAUGAUUUUGCCAGCCUGAAAGGAGACGUUGACCCAUUUGGAUACAGCCUGGGGCUCACCGUGACCGGUUACAUCCUUCCCCUGCUGGCACUGUGCGGUUUCUCCUACCAAAUCGCACGUCUGCUCCAUGCCCAAGAAAGGGCUCUGGAGCACAGGGCCACAUCGUACAAGCGGGCUCUCAGGGUCGUUGCCUCGGCGGCGGCCAUGUUUCUGGUUCUCUACACUCCGUACCACGUGCUGAGAAACAUUACGAUAGCAUCGCGGAAGCCCUGGGCCGGGGGGGAGCUCUGCACGUGGAUGUACGUGCAAGGCCUGUACAUCUUGACCCGACCGCUGGCCUUCAUGCACAGCGUCAUCAACCCCGUCUUCUACUUCCUCAUGGGUGACAAGUUCAGGCAGCUUCUGUUUGCUAAGCUCAGGAAGCUGCUCAUAAAGACAGCAGGGCAAACACCACCAGCCUGACAAGGUCCCUGCGUGAACAGGUAUCGCACGUCCACACAUGUGAAACAGCUCCGUCUUUACAUUUCAUGUUUUAUAAAAAUGUCGCUUAUAUGCUUUCCUUUGUUUCAUUUUGUACAAUGUUUUCAUAGAUAUAGACAAAUCUAUCAAAAAUAUUGUCAAACUGUGUGUUAUUAUUGAUAUUGAGAGAUGUUUUUAGUGACUAUUAUUUAUAAUGUUGUAUUGUAUUGACCUCACUUUAUUCUUUGUAACUUGAUUUAAAAAAAUUCAUUCAUUUCUUUCAAUGUUUUUUUAACGUCAUGCAUUGAAAGGUCAGUCCCUGUUACUGUUUUAAUAUUAAAGCUCAGUUUAUAUCUGUUUCUGUACUUAUAUUAGUUCUGAAUGGAAUAAAAUAUACCUUUACUUAUAACUGGCUCUUUCUCAUUUUACUAACGAUGACAAAUAUCAACUGUAAUUUUCUGUAAUUUUUUUUAAAACACAUUUUAUGUUUCAACGUUGGCUAAAGCAGUAGCUUCCUCUCA
Molecule: messenger RNA, 1499 nt
Organism: Platichthys flesus (European flounder)
Lineage: Eukaryota; Metazoa; Chordata; Actinopteri; Pleuronectiformes; Pleuronectidae
Product: succinate receptor 1-like
Exons: 1
Biological process (GO): G protein-coupled receptor signaling pathway
Cellular component (GO): plasma membrane
Molecular function (GO): G protein-coupled receptor activity
Source: RefSeq, a predicted model, not a curated record